UAGGUUUUUCCCUUAGUCAGUUAUAACAGGUAAACACGUUUUCAAACGGUAUUUUGUGAAAUGGCGUUUUCGUUAAUAGAUGCAGUACGUUGUGGAGAUACAGAAACAGCGAAAAAAAUAUUAAUGAACAAAAAAUAUACUGCUAUUGAUAUACAAGGUUCGAAAAAUGAUGGAACUGCAUUAUUUUGGGCAUGUUGUCGUGGAUUUUUGGAUAUACUACACAUACUAGUUAUUCAAGGGGCUAGUUUGAACUCAAAAACUGCAUGGGGAGCAACACCAAUACACGCAGCUUGUGAUAAUAAUCAACCUGAAAUCGUAAGGUUACUGAUAAAAUAUGGAUGUGAUUUAAACGAGAAAACGGAUAGUGGUGAUACACCGUUACAUUUAGCUUGUUACAGAGGAUUUCCGGAAAUUGUUCAGAUACUAAUUGAAGCGGGAGCUAACUUCAAUAUUUUCAAUAGCAAACAUCAGAUUCCUUCCGAUUUAGCUUAUGUGCAAGGAUAUUAUACAAUUGUCAAUUAUUUACAAGCAGUAAAACAAAUAGUUAAAAAUUCUUCUUCAAAGGGUAAACACAGAAGACUGAGCGAUCAUAAUUGUGUUACAUGCUGUUUGUCUCAAGAUCCAAAUGUUCCAAGAGAGGUCUAUGAAUAUUGGACCAGAAAUGACAUCUGUCUACAAAGUUGUUCUGGCAAGGAAAACAAUCUUUCAAAUCAACAAAAUAAAUCAACUCAUCAUCGAAACGUUUGAAGGAUUUCCCUUGUACACUUGGUAUUUCAAAUUAGCCAGAAGUCGUCAAUCCAUGGUCGUUGAUUAGAUAUUUAUUGGAGGAAGUGAUCGGAAAAUUAGUUAAUGUUAUGAGAAAAUGACAUUAUUAUUACCCAAAAUAAUAGACAUUAACAUGUUGGUGGAGUUUUAAUAAAGUUUUCCUGGUUCAUAACAUUAACGAAAUGCGAUAAUGAAGUCGACAGCGGGAAACGUGCAAGAUCUAUCCAUUAGUUACCGUAUAAAGUGUCCAUGCAUUAUUAAACUGAGCUAAAAAAAAAGUUCAUCAUACACAUUUUGACAAUUAUGUCUACAUAAUUUACGUGAUUCCUGCUAAUACAUCAUGCAUCAUGCUAUGUGAACUGUGAUAUUUUUUGUGAAGACAUUUAAUGGGUUAUUCUAUUUUAUCGCCAAGUAAGUUGUUGAUAAUAAAAAAAAAUCCAUGAUUUUAA
Molecule: messenger RNA, 1214 nt
Organism: Mytilus californianus (California mussel)
Lineage: Eukaryota; Metazoa; Mollusca; Bivalvia; Mytilida; Mytilidae
Product: putative ankyrin repeat protein RF_0381
Exons: 3
Coding region: 61-747 (228 amino acids)
Molecular function (GO): protein binding
Source: RefSeq, a predicted model, not a curated record